CUUUAUUGGACGGGUCUAACCAAAUCAAUCUGAACGAGACCAUCUUCUCUGGUAAAUAUUCUAUACGGUUGGUGGUGACUUGAGAAUGGAGACUCGUUGAUCGGCGAUCGGCAAAAGAAAUAAUAAGUAUGGCAGCUGACAAGGAAAAAUUAGCCAGGAAGUGAAGAUGGAAAUACUGCCUGUGAAGAGGGAGAAGAAGCACAAGAAGCAGUCCAGAAAAACUGAAAAUAACGAGGCUGAUGCUACAGAAAUUCUUGAGAGUGAGAAUCUCUGUACACCAACGGUUGUGGACAAACAGGGAUUUGAGAAAGACGAAAUUACAGAAAUAGAGCAGGAGGGCGGGGAGACGGUGAAGAAGAAUAAUAAAGCAAAAAAAGAUGCUAAGGGUACAAAGAUGGAGGAAGAGAAGAGUACUAAUGAGAACGAAUUGUUCAGAAUGUGCAGUGAGGCCUCAGUCUAGAUGCAUUGAAGAAAGUAGGAAAAAAGAUGAGGAAAUUACAAAAGAACAAGAAUGUAGAUAAACAAAGCCCUGAGACAGAAAGAAUAACCGAAAUGAAGAGUGGUCAAGAAGUUGAAAAAGAAAUAAAGAACAAGAAAAUGAGGAAAGAUUAUAAGGAUGGCUAUACUGAAAACAAGGGAAGAAAAAAGGAUUGGAAAGAGAUUGGAACAUGUAGCGAGAUUCAUGAAGUUAUUGCUUUGGAAAAGGAUGUAGGGGAGAAGAAAAGGAAAAGAGAGAAAAAACAAAGCAAGGAUGAUAGUAGUGGGCAACAUGAUACUCUGACCGAAGCUUCUAUAGAUUCCAGAACUGAUGAUGAUUCGACCACAAACAAGAUAUUGGAUGGAGAGAAGAAAAGAGAAAAUGUGGUCGGGACUUUCAUCGAGGGACAAGAUAGAGUUUUCAAGCAGAAGGUUGAAAAGACGAAGAAGAGGAAGAUCAGGAAAGAAGAAAAUGAGAAGUCCACGUUGCAGCAAGAUGUACUGACAGAUGAUAUUGUAGAUGUUGAGGGGGAUGUCAUGGAGAAGAAUGAAAUGAAGAAGAGGAGGAAAAGGAAAGAAAACCCUACAGAGGAUUUAUCUGAUAAUAAGCAAGAAGUAAAUGUUCAUUUGAGCAUGGAUGAAACACGGGAUAAUGAACUAGAAAAUGGGAAUAAAGGAAAGAAGAAAAAGCCUAAGUUAGUUGAAAAUGGUUUGGAUAGUACUAAAACCAAUAAAGGUAACAAGAAAGUGAGAUUUUCCAGUCUUGUUGAGGUUUUCCCACCAACAGAUGAUUUAAAUGCUGUGACUGGGAACAAUGAGGAAGAAAAUCUGGUACGAGGUAAGAGGUUCACACGUGAAGAAGAUGAGAUUGUGGAAGCAGCUGUCUUUAAGUAUAUAGAAGAACAUGACUUAGAUGAAGAAGGUUUGAAGAAGGUUUUGAAUAGUAGAAAGUACCCUGAAGUGAGAAACUGUUGGAAGGAGAUAGGGUUUGCUGUCCCAUAUAGACCCUACAAUGCUGUUUAUUUCCGUGCGCAAAUUUUGUUUCGAAGGUCUGACACUCGUAAAUGGACUGAAGAGGAGUACAAAAUGGUUAGAGAGUGCCAGAAGGCGCACGGGAACCAGUGGAGGGCAUUGGCUGAUGAACUUGGAAAACAUAGUUGGCAUGUUAAGGAUGCUUGGCGUAGAAUAAAAUUACCCAAUACAAAAAAAGGACACUGGUCUCAAGAGGAGUAUCAGGGUUUAUUUAAUUUAGUAAAUGCUGAUCUACAACAGAGAGUUUCCGAAGAGAAGAGAUCAAAGCAUGGCAUGUUGCGGGAUAAUAUUUGUUGGACGGCAAUUAGUGAUAAAUUGUCUACUCGAAAUCAAGCAAAUUGCUGUAUGAAAUGGUACAAUCAGUUAACAUCACCUCUGGUAGCUGAAGGUAUGUGGGCCGAUGUCGAUGACUAUCGACUACUUAGUGUGCUUUUUAACUUGGAUUCAACUUGCAUAGAAGACGUUGAUUGGGACAAUCUGCUUGACGACAGAUCCGGCAACUUGUGUCGAAAGCGUUGGAAUCAAAUGGUUCUUCACAUUGGUAAACACGGGACCAAGUCUUUUGCUGAACAAGUUGAAGUAUUGGCACAGCGUUAUUGUCCACAUCUACUUGAAGCAAGAGAGGCAUGGGAUAAUAAACCAAGGGUUCCGUGAAGGGCCAUUUGGCAUUAGCUUGUGGCCUAGACAUUCUUAGAGCUCUCGACUUCUAGACACUGUUGAGCUCCUUGGUGGCGCUGCUUCUUCUGCCACCGCAGGCCCUCCCCUCAAAUCCUCAUAUUGUUGCUUGACCACGAAACGAUUUCGCCCUUUUUUUGGCUUCACAACUACAGCUACAAAUUUGCGGAUUUCCGGAAUUUUCUGACAAAUCCAGCAUUUGCUGUACACUCAUGUAUACACAACUGCAUACUUAAAAUUGUAUAUAUAGAGUUGUAGAAAGAGGAAACAUAUAUAGAGAUGGAGCACAAGGGGCACAUCGAACAAGAUGACAAUGUGUACGGCAGCGAAGCAACUGAUGAAGCAUACAUGGAUGCCGAAGCCAAGGCCAACGCAGAUGUCAACAUGAAAGCUAAGGAACUGGAGAGUAUGAAGAUGAGGUUGCAGGAGACUGAGGAAGAAGCAGGGCAAGAAAUGAAUGCCAAGGUGGAGAAACAGAUGGGCGCUGCUGAAGGAGGAUUAUAGGCCGAACGAGAAGGAAGAGGAUGGUGUCCCGAGGGUGGGCAGAGUCAUGAGUUCAUGGAAUAAUUAUAAUGAUUGUCCUGAUUGCAAGCUCGCAUAAUGGGAGUCAUAGAGGUGACAACUUGAAAAUAUUUCGGCCGAUAGCCAUCGCGGCACUCCUGGUUCUUAUUCCAGUGAAUGAAUCUGGCGGAAUUUUAUUCUUUCUAUGUCAUGACUUGGUUUUCAGCAACAUCAACAAGCUAUCGAUAACAAACGUUUGUCCUAAAUCUUAUAAUGUGGCAGUUGACAAGGAAAAAUCAGUGAGGAAGUGAAGAUGGAAAUACUGCCUGGGAAGAGGGAGAACAAGCCUAGAAAAGCUGAAAAUAACGAGGUUGAUGCCGCAGAAAUUCUUGAGGUUGAGAAUCUCGGUAGGCAAAUGGUGGUUGAGGGCGAACGGUGGUUGAGGGCGAACAGGGAUUUGAGAAAGACGAAAUUGCAGAAAUAGAACAGACAGGGAGACCUUGAAGAAGAAAAAUAAAGCUAAAAAAGAUGAUAAGGGUACUAAGAUGAAGGAAGAGAAGAAUACUAAUGAGAAUGGAGUGUUCAGAAUGUGCAGUGAGGACCUCAGUCCAAAGUCAAAAAAAAGAGGAGGAAAUUACAAAAGAACAAGAAUGUAGAUAAACAAGGCCUUGAGACAGAAAGUAUAACCGAAAUGAGGGGUGGUAAAGAAAUUGAAAAAGAAAUAAAGAGCAAGACAAUUGGGAAAGACCAUAAGGAUGGCUAUACUGAAAACAAGGGAAGAAAAGAAGAUCGAAAAGAGAUUGGAACAUGUAGCGAGAUUCACGAAGUUAAUGCUUUGGAAAAGGUUGUAGGGGAGAAGAAAAGGAAAAGAGAGAAAAAACAGAGCAAGGAUGAUGGCGGUGGGCAACAUUAACUGAAACUUCUGUAGAUUCCAGAACUGAUGAUGAUUCGACCACAAUCAAGAUAUUGGAUGGAGAGAAGAAAAGAGAAAAUGUGGUCGAGACUUUCAUCGAGGGACAAGAUGGAGUUUUCAUGCAGAAGCUUGAAAAGACGAAAAAGAGGAAGAUCUGAAAAAAGAAAAUGAGAAGUCCACAUUGCAGCAAGAUAUACUGACAGAAGAAACAGUAGAUGCUGAGGGCAAUGCUGUGGAGAAGAAGAAGAAAGAAAAUCCUACAGAGGAUUUAUCUGAUAUUGAGCAAGAAGGAAAUGUUCAUAUCAUGGAUAAAACACGGGAUAAUGAACUAGAAAAUGGGAAUAAAG
Molecule: messenger RNA, 3945 nt
Organism: Olea europaea var. sylvestris
Lineage: Eukaryota; Viridiplantae; Streptophyta; Magnoliopsida; Lamiales; Oleaceae
Product: cyclin-D-binding Myb-like transcription factor 1
Exons: 8
Coding region: 487-2163 (558 amino acids)
Source: RefSeq, a predicted model, not a curated record